Dovyalis caffra is the source of this 1050-nucleotide messenger RNA. Lineage: Eukaryota; Viridiplantae; Streptophyta; Magnoliopsida; Malpighiales; Salicaceae. The record is from the annotation of a GenBank genome assembly.
AUGCCCACCCUCAGCACCACCGGCUCCGCCACCACCAAUGCCACCUCCUACCUCGCAUUUCUAAAUCACAAAAAACCCACAACGAAACCCCAAUUAUCCCUCUCUAAUUCAGUCAAAUUCCCUCUCAAUUUCAAAACCCUGAAAAGCUCUAGAUUCUCACCCAAAGCCAAAUCGUCCCCUUCCUCUUCCAAUCCCUCCACGAAAAAUGGCGUCUCUGCCUCCUCCGCUCCUAAUUCCUUAAAAUCACGCCUUCAAAACGGCGAAACUCUCUACGGGAUCUUCCUCCUCAGCUUCUCUCCAACAAUUGCCGAGAUCACUGGCCUCGCCGGUUAUGACUUCGCUGUGGUGGACAUGGAACAUGGUCCAGGUGGCAUCACUGACGCUCUCCACUGCCUCCGUGCCCUCGCCGCGACUCAAACCCCGGCGAUCCUCCGGUUGCCGGAGAGUUCUCCGACUUGGGCCAAAAAAGCCCUCGAUCUAGGCCCGCAAGGGAUUAUGUUUCCGAUGAUUGACAGCCCGAAAAUGGCUAAGAAAGCGGUGUCGUAUUGCAGAUUUCCACCGGAGGGUAUUCGCGGAUCGGCUCACACGGUGGUGAGGGCGUCUGAUUAUGGAAUUGAUGAAGGGUAUUUGAGUAAUUACGGGGAGGAGUUGUUGAUUAUGUGUCAGGUAGAGAGUGAGGAGGGUGUGAAAAAGGCCGAGGAAAUCUCAGGCGUGGACGGGGUUGAUUGUGUGCAAAUGGGACCGUUGGAUUUGAGUGCCAGCAUGGGGUAUUUGUGGGACCCAGGGCAUAAGAAGGUUAGAGAGAUGAUGAGGGUGGCUGAGAAGGGAGUUUUGGAAGGUGGGGCCUACUUGUGUGGUUUUGCUAUGCCACAUGAUGGACCCAUUGAUCUCAAGACACGUGGAUACCAUAUGGUGUCUGGUACUGUUGAUGUGGGGCUGUUUAGAAGUGCUGCUGUUGAUGAUGUGAGGAAGUUUAAGAUGAGUUUGAUUGAAGGGUCUGAUGGUGAGGUGGAGGAUGGUAAAGAUGGUGAGAAGUACUGGAGUGAAUGA